AGUCCGAGUCGGGAACCCGCGCCUUGCGGCCGGCGGCCGGGGGCGAUGAAGAUCUGGAGCUCGGAGCACGUGUUCGGCCACCCAUGGGACACCGUCAUCAAAGCUGCCAUGAGGAAGUACCCGAAUCCGAUGAACCCCUGUGUCGUGGGAGUUGACGUGCUGGAGCGCAGUGUGGAUGGCCGGGGCCGGCUUCACAGCCACCGGCUCCUCAGCACCGAGUGGGGGCUGCCCGGCUUCGUGAAAGCGAUUUUGGGAACCAGUAGGACUUUGACAUACAUCAAAGAACAUUCCGUUGUGGAUCCAGUAGAAAAGAAAAUGGAACUUUGUUCCACCAAUAUCACACUCACAAACUUGGUGUCAGUGAACGAGAGGCUGGUAUACACACCCCAUCCAGAGGACCCUGAAAUGACUGUGCUCACACAAGAAGCCAUCAUCACCGUGAAGGGGAUCAGCCUCGGCAGCUACCUGGAAAGUCUGAUGGCCAACACAAUAUCAUCCAAUGCAAAGAAGGGGUGGGCUGCUAUUGAGUGGAUAAUUGAAAAUUCUGAGCACGCUGUGAGCUAACGGGGUCUGCACCUGCACCUUGUGAUGAACAGUGAUGCCUCACCCAAAAAAUCAAAGAAGAAAGAAAGAACAAAAGAAAAAAAAGGAAGGAAGAAGGCAAGGAAGAAAAAAGGAAGAACUAAGCGAGCCUUGAAUAUGGUUCGCCCAGUCUGGGAGAGGUGUGGAAACUUCUGGAAUCUGCCACUUACCUGGUCACAGCCUCCACCGGGCUCUUCGGCUGCGACAUCUCAAGACAGGAGGCCUGUCUGUUGCAGAAUGAGACCCACAGAAGAGAAGACCCCUAUAGCAGGAGAAGGGCAAGGGCUGCAAAGCUGUCACCCUGCCGCUGCCCACGGCCCCACCGCCCCUGGGCCAGUGUUGUCAGACUGCUCUUGUGCCUUGUCUGUUCUCCCCUAGGUAGCAGCUCCCGGCAAUUUUCUGCUGACUCUUGGGAUCUUACUAAACCACUCUUUUCCUGGUGACUCCCCAUAUCCCACCUGUGCCCCUUGAUCACCUGUCUGCACUGCCAGCCUCUUCACACAUAUCUGGGCGCUGUCUGUCACUUCAGAUGCCGCUGUGGUGUGUCCUUCUCACCAUUAGUGCAGAUCUGCCCACGCUGGAGUAGGGGCGUCCAUCCCCACAGCUGCGUGUGUGGGGACAGUACCGUGCGUUCUCCCGUCUCACGGUUGGAAUUGGUCAGGGGAGCCAAGCACUGUGUCCCAUGCUGCAGCUGGCUUGUCCUGCGCUCUGGGACCAGAGGCCCCAGGGGCUGAAGGCCUGUGUUACUUGUCAUUGUUCAGACCUGUCUGUGGGGAUGCUCACACAGAGUGGCUGUGACGAAGUAGUAAAAGUGCUUAUGAGCGUAAGCUGACCUGUUAGCUUUAGGGUACUUCCAGGUGGGAAUUUUAACUUUCCUGUUUUCAAAAGUCGAAUGUAAAAUCUUUCAGUAUGCUUCAAAUUCUAAAAACUUGAGAGAAGGCCUCCUCCGUAAACAGUGAGUAGCACUGUGUUCUUCUGUUUUUUAGGUCGUGUUUUUUGUUUGCUAACAGUACUUCUAAUCCAAAAGGAAAUGACAUUCAUUUAUAUUUGUAUCAGAGUGUUUUAUGCAUAAAGCUUAUGGCAACACAGAAUUAAAAGAUUUACGGUAAAAACAAACCCCCCUCAACCCCUUCGGCAAAGCAUUUUUCUGUCCUGCUGAGGGAACGCUCAACUCUUUUGGCAGCUUUUAGCUUUUGCUGCUAGAUUUCUAAAUAAAUAAACAUACCGUUAUUUCUUGAUUUGCCAAAUUUAGACGCUAUCUAGGAAUUAUUUACCUCUUUGGUAGAUUAUUAUUUUCUCUCUCUUAUAUCUUCCUUCUCUCUCCCUUUCCCCCAAAAUAGCUAUAUCGUUUAUGGUUGAAAGCACAGAGUUUCCAUAAUUUUGAAAAUACAAAUGCCUAACUGUUGUUUAUUACUAAGCCAUAAUUGCAUUUUCCUUCUUAUGCAAUUUCCCCCCGCCUAGGGGAUAAUAAUUCUUUUCAUCUGUUUAAUUUUAUUUUUUAAAAGUCUCUGGCUAAGUCCUUCCAUACUCUUACCCACUGUUAGCAGUACGUCAUAACGUCAUUUUCCACAGGUCAGUCUUUUUGGGCAGCACACCCAUUCCCAGUUUCCAUGGUGCCAUCCAUUCUGGAAGCCAGGCCUCGCUCUCUGACCAAACAGCCACGUGGCUGUCAUCCCCUUUUCUGGGCAUUCCUGGGCAUUUCCUUGGCCUUCUCUCCUGGAGCCCUUGUUUCCCUGCUUCCCUGCUUUCCUCUUUCUCUUUACUGUUACAGGAUGGGGAAGGACAUCUCUUUGUGGUUUCUAAGACUUGGUACAUCUGAAAAUGUCUUUUCUGUUCUCAUACUUUGUUCACAGCAUAGCUUGACGUACAGUUCUUUAAAAAAAUAUUUUCACUCAGAAUUUUGAAGGCAUUUUUCUAUUUUUUUUCACUCAGAUUAUCAACUUCUGUAUACGAAUUAUUUCUCUCCCUGGAAGCUUUUAGGGUCUUUUUAUCCUUGAUGUUCUGAAAUUUCAUGAGGUUAAGCCUUAUUUGAAGUGAUCUUUUAAUAUUAUUAUUAUUAUGUUUAUUUUAUUUUUGAGAGAGAGAGAGAGAGCACGAGUGGGAGAGGGGCAGAGAGAGAGGGAGACACAGGAUCUGAAGGAGGCUCCGAAUCUGAACUGUCAACACAGAGCCCGAUGCAGGGCUCGAACUCACAAACUGUGAGAUCAUGACCUGAGCCAAAGCCGGAUGCUUAACUGACUAAGCCACCCAGGUGCCCCAUUUGAAGUGAUCUUUUAAAAUUCAUUGUGCUGCACUGUGCAUGUUAAAUUCCUGGUUUUGAUAUUGUAAUUAUGCAUGAUAUUAUUAGGGGGAAGAGGGUCAAGGGUACAUGGGACAUUCCUGUAUUAUCCUUGCAGCUUCCUGUGAAUCUAUAAUAAUUUCAAAAUUAAAACUAAAAAAAUAUAUAAAUAGUAACAUCAUGGAAAAUGGUAGAGGUGGGUGCUCCAAGAAUCUGUCCCUCCACUGAAACAACCAAUAAGCUGGCAAAAAAUAACAGAAUCAAUGUUUGUAGAACUGUGGAUUCUAAUAGAAUACUUCAACCAGGGGAGCAUUUAAUGAAUCCUGAUUAAUCUACCCUGCAGAUUUUGGACUUGCCAGCCUCCAUAAUUAUGACCGCUAAUUACUUAAAAUAAAUCUCUGUCUAUAUUUACACAUUCUAUUGGUUCUGGUUCUCUGGAAACCCUAACUAAUACAUUAUUAGAGCUAAAUUGGUAUUGAUUCAAAUUAUAUUUUUCUGAGUUUAAGAUGUUAAUUAUAAUCACCAGGGUAACUAAUAAGAAAAUAACUAAAAAAUAUCCAGAAGAUAAAAGGGGAAUGAAAAUGGUACACUAGAAAAAAAAAAAAACCCAACACAACAGAUGAAGAUGGAAAUAAUUCAGGAACAGAAAGUUUUGGAACUCAAUAGAAAACAACUAACAGUGUAAAAAAAAAAAAAAACCAAAAAACAACUACUGUAAAAAGUUAGUGCUUCUUUAACAGUAAUUACUUUAAAAGUAAAUAGAUUAAAUUCACCAGUUAAAGGACAGAGAUUGGCAGAAUAGAUGAAAAAACAUGAUCCUACUAUAUAUGCCGUCUACAAGAGACUCACUUCAGAUCCAAAGACACAAAUGGGUUCAAUGUGAAAGAUGGAACAAGAUAUUCCAUGUAAAUAAGAACCAAGAGAGCUGGAGUGGCCAUGCUCAUAUCAGACACAAUCUACUUUUGGUCAAAAAAAUGUUAUAAGAGACAAAUAAGGACAUUAUAUAUCAAUGAGAGGGUCAAUUCAUCAAGAAGAUAAACAUUAUAGCCAUUUACACACCAAGCUACAGAGCCCCCAAAUAUAUGAAGGAAACAUUAGCUGAACUAAAAGGAGAAAUAGUUCUACAAUUAUAGCUGGACACUUCAAUAACCCACUUUUAAUAAUGGGCAAGACACCUAGACAGAAGAUCAAUAAGGAAACGGAGGACUAGAAUAACACUAUAAACCAACUUGACCUAACAUAUCCAUAGCACACUUCACUCAACACCAGAGUAUACAUUUUUCUCAAGAACACAUGGAUUAUUCUCCAGGAUAAACCAUUUGUUAGGCCAAACACCAAGUCUCAAUAAAUUUAAGAAGACUGAAAUCACAAAAUAUCUUUUGUGAUCCCCAUGAAGUGAAAUUAGAAAUCAACAAUAGGGGCACCCGGGUGGCUCAGUUGGUUAAGCAUCCGACUUAGGCUCAGGUCAUGAUCUCAUGGUUUGUGAGUUUGAGCCCCGCAUCAGCCUCUGUGCUGACAGCUCAGAGCCUGGAGCCUGCUUUGGAUUCUGUGUCUUUCUCUCUCUCUGUUCCUCCCUCCCUCCCUCUCUCUCUCUUUCUCUCUCUCUCACAAAAAUAAACAUUAAAAAAAAAAAAGAAAUCAACAGUAUAAGGUAAAUGGAAAAUUCAGAAAUAUGUUGAAUUUUUAAAGUAUAUGCUAACAACUAGCGAAUCAAAUAAUAAAUUACAAAUGAAAUUAUAACAUUUUGAGAUGAAUGGAAAUGAAAAUACAACAUAUGCUAUGAGAGCAGUGAUCAAAGGGAAAUUCAUAGCUGCAAACACCUAUGUUUGAAAGAUCUCAAAUCAUUAACGUGACUUGAAGGAACUAGAAAAUGAAGGACAAACGAAACUCAGAAUAGAAAACUAAACUAGAGAAUAGAAAAAUAGAAUCAUUGAAAUCAAAAGUUGUUUAGUUGAAAAGAUCAACAAAGUUGACAAGACUUUAGUUAGACUGACCAAGAAUAAAAAGGAUUCAGAAUAAAAAUAUCAGAAAAGAAAGUGAGGCAUUACUACACAUCUUACAGAAAUAAAAGGAUAUAAGAGAAUACUGUGAACAGUUGUAUACCAACAAAUUAGAUCAUCUAUAUGUGAUGGAGAAACUACUAAAAACACACAAAUUCCCAGAACUAAUUUAAGGAGAAAUAGAAUCUCAAUAGACCUAUGACAAAGACAUUGAAUCAGUAAUUAAAAACCUUCCGACCAAAGCUUCUUAGGGGGCAGCAUAGGAAGGAAGCCCUGAAGUUUGGUGUAACUGCAACCUAGGUAGAUGGGCUAAAGGUAGGCAUCUGGUCUGACUGCUGACACUGCCCAAGAAGAAGCCUGCAUUGGCUCCAGACUGGUACAUUCUAACAAUGCAGGGAUCAAACCCUGCCCAGUGAGCCCCCAGCAGACAAAGAGAGGCAUUACGGAUGACUGAUCUGAAGACAAAUGCAUCCCAGGCAUAACAGUAGGACACACGUGGCCCACAUAGGAGACUUCCCUGAACUGCCUGGUUCUGGUGAACAGGAAGCAUUAUACUGCAGGGCACUGUGGGACCUCUUCUUCAUAAGGCCACUACUUUCAAGAUCAGGAGAUGUGGCAGACUUUCCUAACCCAUAGAAACAAACACAGAGAGACAAAAUGAGAAGACAGGAGUAUGUCCCAAAUGCAAGAACAGGACAAAAUCACAGCACAAGAGCUAAAUGAAAUGGAGCAAAGCAAUAUUCCUGAUAGAGAAUUCAAAGUAAUGGUCAUAAAGAUACCCACUGGACUUGAGAAAAAGAGUAGAGGAUCUCAGUGAGACCUUCAACAAAGAGAUUGAAAAUAUGAAGAAAAAAAAAAGAA
Molecule: messenger RNA, 5721 nt
Organism: Panthera uncia (snow leopard)
Lineage: Eukaryota; Metazoa; Chordata; Mammalia; Carnivora; Felidae
Gene: PRELID3A
Product: PRELI domain containing 3A
Exons: 7
Coding region: 46-564 (172 amino acids)
Biological process (GO): phospholipid transport
Cellular component (GO): mitochondrial intermembrane space
Molecular function (GO): phosphatidic acid transfer activity
Source: RefSeq, a predicted model, not a curated record